CGACACACGUGAGACAAAGUUGUCUCACAUAAUUGCUCCAUUUUAUACAAUGUCAGAAGGAUCUUUUGCAAGGAAUCAUCUAGAGAAGUAUGGCUGGGAGGAAGGUAAAGGACUUGGGCGGACGGAGACGGGAAUGACAGAUGCACUCAAACCAAAGCUAAAGUUUGACAAAGCAGGGAUUGGUCAUGAUGUAGGAGAACAGUUCUCUUUCCAUUGGUGGGACCAUGUCUUCAACAAGGCGGCAAAGAACAUCCACAUCGAAAACACCGAGGAGGGUGUCAAGGUCAAACAGAAAGGAACCAAAAAGAAUCUCAUCUCCAACAAGAGAAGCACACAUGAAAAAAAGGAUAAGAAGAAACCCCUUAUUUAUGGCUCAUUUGUGAAGCAUGGAACUCUCACUGAUGGAGCAAUCUCUCAAGACAAGGAAGCAUCCUCAUCCUCAUCCUCCAGUGAUGAGAGUGAUGAUGAUAAACCCCUAGCAACAUAUGAAGGCAAUGAUGAGAUGCUCUUCAAGGCUUGUGGAGGUCGUACAGCACACAAGGGUGCAAGACAUGGUCUUCUUCUAUCUGGGAAGCUACAACGACUCGAGGAGCAGGAUAACCUCCAUAACAACAUGAUGAAGAUGGAGAGGAAGGGAACAAAAGAAGCUCCAACCGUUGAUGAGAUGGAGAGAGAUGAAUCUGGUCUCAUGAUGGAGAACAAGAAAAGGAAGGAACAUAAGAGGAGGACUAAAGAGGAUAAUAAAAGUGAGGAAUUGAUGAACUCUUCAGAAAGUCAAGUCACGGACAGGCUAGAUGUGAGAGAAGAAGAAGAUGGAGAAGACGAUGCCCUAGGAAGGAAACAGCGUAAAAAAAAGAAGAAAAGUAAUUUCAAGGAAGAAACCUCAAAUUCAGGGACUAUAGAGGAUACACAUAUAAAUGGUAUCAAUGAAGAAGGGUCGAGCAAAGACUCAAGCUCUUUUGAGGUUGAACUGAAGCAAGAUGAUGAUAGUAUAAGUGCCACAAAGUCUAGGAAGAAGAAAUCAAAGAAGGGAAAGAAGACCAAGGAAAGAACAAAUGUUGAGAUGAUGGAAGAAGAUUUGGAAACUGUUGAGAGGAAUGAAAUGCAACAUGGGGGUGCUCAUGCAGAUGGACCCAGUAGGAAGAAGAAGUCAAAGAAGGAAAAGAGGAGAGUAGAGAUGGAGGGAGAGAUUGAAAACGAUGUAGAAUUGGGAGAUGGUAAGGGCCAGAGUUCUCCAAGAGGACAGAAAGAUAUUAAGAGAAAGAGGAGAAAAGAUAGAUCAGGAGAUAGUGAUAAUGAUAAUGCUAAAGAGAAGGAAGUCGGAAGCGAUGAAGAAGUUAAACCUAAAAAGAAAAAGAAGAAGGACAGAAGAAUGGAUAGGAAGAGACAAAUGCAGGAAGAAGAUGAAGACUGAAAAGAAUAAUGUUAUUGCUCACACUUCUAGCAGCCAAGGCCAAGGGGGAGAUAUACAUAUAUACAAUAGUGAUAUCAUUUCUUGAAGUGGGUCCGAGAAGAAAAGGAAAAGAAAAUCGGACAGGGCCCAGUAGGGUCCAGAAAAUUAAAUCCAACUAUAUAAUUAUAGAAAAUAUAUUUUUAAAAAUGUUUAAAUUAUAUUGGCAAACCAUUAAGUUAAGAUUUUAAUUCUGUUGCAUGGAAUAUGCCUAGUAACCUGUGUUUUUUUACAACAUAGUUCUAUUUAUGUUACAUGUAUAAUGUGCAUAGAGAGAGAGUACAAAAAUCAAUCCCUUUUUUGGGGAGAGGAAUAUGGAUGCAAAUAUUUUGCUCUUGCAGGCAUUUUUCAGGGUGUGUUGUGCAAGACAAUCAAUUUCUCUACAAAUUUCUUCUCAUUUUGUAAGUAGAUCAAUUUCUCUAUAAAUUCCUGCUCUUUUUAUAAGGAGGUCAAUUCCUCUAUGAAUACUUGCUAAUUUAGUAAGGAGAUCAAUUUUUCUAUAAAUUCCUACUCAUUGUGUAAGAAGAUAAAUAUCUCCAUAAAUUCCUGUUAAUAUUGUAAGGAGAUCAAUUUCUCUAUUGAUCCCUGCUCAUUUUGUGAGGAGAUCAAUUUAUUUAAUGAUCUCUACUCAUUUUGUAUUGACAUCAAUUUGUCUAUAAUGUCCUGCUUAUUUUGUAAGUAGAUCAAUUUCUCUAUGAAUUUCUGCUCAUUUUGUAAUAGAGAUCAAUUUCUCUAUGAAUUCCUGCCCAUUUAGGAAUUUGUUUGAUAUAUAUGUACCUAUCAGUCUAAUUUGUAUAAAUGCAACAGAAAUUUAUUUCAUUAAAAAGAACAAUCCU
This is a messenger RNA of Strongylocentrotus purpuratus (purple sea urchin), 2286 nucleotides long. Its product is annotated as G patch domain-containing protein 4. Gene Ontology annotation, molecular function: nucleic acid binding. Lineage: Eukaryota; Metazoa; Echinodermata; Echinoidea; Camarodonta; Strongylocentrotidae. Bases 50 to 1414 code for a protein of 454 amino acids. The transcript is spliced from 6 exons. The record is from RefSeq and is a predicted model, not a curated record. Gene Ontology annotation, biological process: regulation of ribosome biogenesis. Gene Ontology annotation, cellular component: nucleolus.